AUGGCUCUUGUCCAACGUUUUGGAAAACUUGAUUUAUUUAUAACCAUUACAUGUAAUCCUGAUUGGCAAGAAAUUCAGCAUGAGUUGCAGCCAGGACAAUCUGCACAAGAUAGGCCGGACUUAACAACACGUAUUUUCAGGGCAAAAUUGCAAGAUUUAAAGGAUCAAUUAUUUAAAAAAUCUGUUUUUGGAGGCGUGGCUGCAUAUAAUUGUCAUAUAAAUGUUGAGAUAUGUUCUGGAAUCAAGGCAGUGAAAUACAUUUACAAAUACAUCUACAAAGGGCAUGACAAAAUUUCAGUUUCAUUUUCGCAACAGAAUGCACAGAAUAAUUUUGAUGAGAUUCAACAUUAUCAAGAUGGAAGAUGGGUAUCUGCACAAGAAGCACUAUGGAGAAUAUUUGAAUUUGAUUUAAAUGAGAUGUAUCCAUCAGUAUGUAAUUUACAAUUACAUUUAGAGGAAAAACAACCCAUUUACUACAAGGACAAUCAGAAUUUGCUUGACAUAUUAAAAAUAAAUAUAAAGAAAAAAACUAUGCUUACAGAGUUCUUCAAUCUCAACGAAAUAGAUUCAGAGGCAAGAAAAUAUUUAUACAGAGAAAUUCCUGAGAAAUAUGUGUGGGAUAAAACAAAAAAAAGUUGGAAGAGAAGACAAAAAUAUGAGCAAAUUGGUCGUAUUAACACAACAAAUCCAACAGACGGCGAAAGAUAUUAUCUGAGGAUUUUGUUAAAUCAUGUGUACGGACCUACAUCUUUUUCUGAUUUGUUACACGUUAAUGGAAUACAUUGUUCAACAUUCAAAGAAGCUGCAGAGAAACAUGGUUUGCUUGAAAUGGAUAAUUAUAUAACAGAGUGUUUAAAUGAUGCAUCCGUUUAUCAAAUGCCAUAUGCAUUCAGACAAUUAUUUGUUGUUAUUCUCAUUUAUUGUGAGCCAACUAAUGUUCGCCAAUUAUGGAUUGACUACUAUAAGGAUUUGUCUCAGGAUUAUCAAAACAAUAGUAUGAUUACUGAUGAAGAAUGCAUGGUGAAAACAUUAUCAGAUAUCAAAUUAUGUCUUGAAAGAAUGGGGAGUUCCCUUGAUGAAUAUGAUUUGCCAAAAAUGCCAAUUAUAGAAAAUGACUCUAUUGAAAGUAAUGUCGAUCUUCAUAAUAAAGAAGUAAUAGAAGAGAUAAAUGUGGUUAGUACUAUUGAAGAUAUAAAUAGAAAAACAUAUUUAUAUCGUGCUAUACUUGCAACUUUGAGAAGUAAUGGUCAUAUAGCAGUACUAGCAACUGCUACGUCAGGAGUAGCAGCAUCAAACUUGCCUGGAGGUCGAACAGCGCAUUCAAGAUUUAAAAUUCCUAUAAAUUCAACGGAAAGCCGUAUGUGUGCAAUUCCUAAGCAAAGUGGACUUGCUCAGUUGCUCAUUAAAUCAAGUAUUAUAAUUUGGGAUGAAUUACCUAUGGUAAAACGUACAGCAAUUGAAUCUUUAGACAGGACUCUCAGAGAUAUUAUGAAUAACUCUAAAUACUUUGGUGGUAAAAUUAUUGUAUUUGGAGGUGAUUUUCGACAAGUAUUACCAGUGGUCAGACGUGCAUAA
Dendrobium catenatum is the source of this 1575-nucleotide messenger RNA. RefSeq lists its product as uncharacterized. NCBI's taxonomy places the organism in Eukaryota, Viridiplantae, Streptophyta, Magnoliopsida, Asparagales, Orchidaceae. Gene Ontology annotation, molecular function: DNA helicase activity. The transcript is spliced from 3 exons. The coding region runs from base 1 to 1575 and encodes 524 amino acids. The record is from RefSeq and is a predicted model, not a curated record. Gene Ontology annotation, biological process: telomere maintenance; DNA repair.